Molecule: messenger RNA, 6639 nt
Organism: Bombus pascuorum
Lineage: Eukaryota; Metazoa; Arthropoda; Insecta; Hymenoptera; Apidae
Exons: 12
Coding region: 244-6465 (2073 amino acids)
Biological process (GO): mitotic cell cycle; microtubule-based movement
Cellular component (GO): microtubule
Molecular function (GO): plus-end-directed microtubule motor activity; microtubule binding; ATP binding
Source: RefSeq, a predicted model, not a curated record
UAUACUUAUAGUCUUAUCACGUUCUUGCUUAUUGUAUUGCAUGCUUAAAUGAACCAAUCAGACCAUAGAAAAUUUAAAUUUAAAUGAGUGUUGAAGUUGAAGCAGUCAUCAUUUCAAAUGGCAGUUGCGAUGUGCAGAGCGAUAUGUGGAGACGUAAAAAAUUAAUUAAAGACGAAGUAGUCACACAAAAACAUUCCUUUCAAAAUUUCUAUACUACUUCGUCCAACAUAUUGAUAAAGAAAAAUGUUAAGCGAUGUUAAGGUGGGAAUCAAAUUGAGGCCUUUGAUUCAACAAGAACAAGAUGAAAAUUUAUCAAUGCAAUGGAUUGUAAAAGAAAAUUCGAUUGUUUCAUUAGAUCAAGAAACAAAUAAGUGGAGGGAUAAUGAAUUUCAGUUUGAUUAUAGCUUUGAUAUAAAUACAAGAAAUUCGAAAGUAUUUGAUAGUAUUAUAAAAUCUAUUGUUGAUGCUACUAUAGAUGGUUACAAUGGAACAAUAUUUUUUUAUGGUCAGUUUCAUUCUGGUAAAACAUACACAGUGACAGGCACUUCAGAAGAUCCAGGCAUAAUACCACUUACUGCUGAAUACAUAUUUAAUGCUAUUUCAAAUAUCAUUCAAUGUGAAUUUUUAUUAAGGGUAUCUUAUUUAGAAAUUCGCGAUGAGAAAAUAAAUGACUUAUUAGAUAAGAAUCAAAUUGAUUUAGAAUUAUAUAAAGAUAACAACGGACAAAUAAUUGUUAAAUGUACAGAAAAAAUUACAAAUUCUUCAGAUGAUAUGUUAUCUAUAAUGAAAGAAGGAAUUAAGAAUAAACAUAUUAGUAGUCAUAGCAUAUUUCAAAUUAUAAUUGAAAGUCAACAAAUUGAAGGAGAUUCAAACAAUACUGUACAAUUAUCACAGUUAAAUUUGGUAGAUCUUGCUGGUUUUACAAAAGUUCAUUGUACAAAAGGUAUUGAAGAACAUCAAACUGAUAUAUCUCUUUUUACUCUAGAAUCAAUAAUUACACAAAUAAGUAAGUCACAAAAUGCCCAAGAACAUAUUGGUUAUCAUAAUAGUAAAUUAACAGAAUUACUGCAGGCAUCAUUAAGUGGCAAUGCUUUAAUAGCUGUAAUAUGUACAGUAACACCUGUUGCUUUAGAGGAAACAUAUUACACUCUAUUGUUUGGAUCACAUAUUAAAAAUAUUAAAACUAAACCACAAAGAAACAAAGUUAUGUCUGAUGCAUCGCUUCUUCAUUAUGCAAAACAAGUGAAAUUAGAGCAAAUAAGAAAUGGAAACUCAUCUAUAGAAGUAGAAGAAGUAGAAUCUAACAAACUACAACAGAAAUGUCACUUGUUAGAGGAACAUAUAAAAUUAUUAAAGACUCAAACUAUUUCUGGAUAUGAAAAAAAUUGUGAAAGAGCACUUAACUAUAAGUCUAAAAGAAGAGAAAUUUGGUGUAAUCCUGGAAUGAUCAAACCGUAUUUCCCUGUAUUUCAUACUCAAACUUGCUUACCAACAAUAAAAGAAAUUUCACCUGAGAAACUACAUAAAAAAAACAUUAUGCAAUCAGUUGACAUAAAUGAAACAUUUCAGACAGAUCUUGAAUCAGAAGCAAUUGAUUAUGAAGUAGACUAUGAAAUCAAAGUGAAUAAUAAUAUUGGAAAUAAACAUGUUAAAUGUAUGAAAAGUGAUAAUUUAUUUCUAAUGCCAGAAACACAGGAUACUUUGAUACAAACUUCUAGAAAUCAAAUAUUUCCUUCUACACCAAAAAGUAUUUUACGAGAAUGUAUCGUGGACUUGACAACGCAACUUACUGAACUUCGUGAAUUCACAACUUUAGAGAAACAACUUACGUGUGAGGGAAACCAUUGUUGCAAAUAUAACAUAGGACAACAAGCGGAAAUACAGUUUGUUUGUGAUGGUUUUAAAAGUAACAGAAUUGAUAAAUAUUCUCCAAAUUAUGUAAUACAAUUAGAAGAAGAGAAAGAUAAAUUAGCAGUAGAGGUAAAGUUAAAAAGUCAAGAAUUGGCCGAAAUAAAGGAUGAUGUUCGAAGCCUUAAAUUAGAUAUAGAAAAAUUUGAAAAAACUAUUUAUUUAUUAACAAAUGAAAAUAUGGAAAUGUCAAAUAAAUUGUCCGUUGAAAACGAACGUUCGAAAGAAACUGAAUUAAAUUUUCAAACAACAAUUACUGAGCUUUACACACAGAUUUCGAAAAUUACGGAAGAAAAGAUUAAUUUAGAAGGCGAUAUAACAGUCUUAAAUGAACAAUUAGAAUCAUUUCGCUCAAAAGCCGUAGGAGAAUACAAUAAUGAGCAAUUACUAAUUGAACAUCAGAAUAAAAUUGAUGCAUUGAAAACAGAAAAUAUUGAAUUAUCAACUAUUAUUGCAGAUAAAAAUAAGGAACUUGAAAAUGUUAAAGAAAGUAAAUCGCUAUUAUAUGACCAUGAAUGUAUUUAUAAGGAUAAAGUCACAUUAUUGACUGAAAAAAAUAAAUGUUUAAUGCAAGAAAAUAAUGAACUUUCCUCUGAUUUAAUGGAUAAAAUUGAGGAAAGUGAUAUAUUGAAAGAACAGUGUGAUAUUUUGAAUAAUAAAAUGAUUUUAAUAAAAAACGUAGAUUCCAAAAACGACAUAGAAGAAUUAAGAUUGGAAAACAAUAUUUUAAAAGCCAAGAUAGCAGAAUUAAAAAUGAAAAUAACAAUAUUAACUAAUGAAAAUGCAAAAAUUUCCAAUAAUCUAUUAGAAAGUAUGGAGGAUUUUGAUAACCCAUGCAAUAAAAAGGUAAAUAGCAAUUCAUUGCAUUCAUCUAUAGUACCUGAUAAUCCUGAAAAGUCAAAUGAGACUAUGGAGAAAAUAUUACAAGGAGAAAGUUACGAGGAACUGUCAAAUAAGGUCAUAGUAUUACAGGACAAAGUUACUCAUUUAUCUCGUUUAAAUAAAAAAUUAAGUGAUUUAAAAUUAUCAUCCUGUGGUCAAUGUGAACAUUUAAAAAAGAUAAGUGAGAGUCGUAGAGCUUUUAAACUUGAAGCAAAAAUUUUAAAUCACAAAUUGGAAGACUUACAAAAAAGGUUCAAUCAGAAAUGUGAGGAUACUGAAGCAUUAAAACUUAAGGUUAAUCAAGAGUUGAAUAUAAGUUUUACUGAUACACCCUUGAACACUAGUUUUGUAGAUAGAAUGAAUGUAAGCUUUGUAGAGGAGAAGGUUCAACACUUAAAUAACGAAUUACGUACUUUGAAGCAUGACCACGAUGAACUUUCAGUUUCAUAUAUAAAAAAAUGUGACGAACUUGAAAAGCUUCAUAAUGAAACGAAAAUCGAGCACCUUCAAAAUAAUAUUGAACAAGUGAAAGAAGAUAUAGAUGAAAUAAAAAAAAAUAGUGCACAUUUUGUUUCUAUGCUUAGUAAAUUUAGGACGCAAAAAGGAAACUUAUUAGACCAAAUCAAUACACUAAGAAGCGAUAAUGAAGCGUUACAACAAAAAGUAGCAGAAAAAGAGAUAUUAACAACUACAGCUACAGAGAAAGCUCAAAUUCUUGAGAAUGAAUUAUCAUGUAUGAAUAAAGAACUCGAACAGUUUUUUGUGAAAGAAAAACUAAUGCAGACUGAAAAAAUGACACUAGAAAUACAAUUAGAAGGUUUAAAGGUUGAAAAUGAAAAUAAAGGUAAUCUUAUUACUAAAUUAAAUAGAACGACUGGUGAUUUGAAUGGAUGUAUAUUAUCACUGAAACAUGAAUUAGAUUUAACAACAAACCAAAAAAAGGAAUUAACUAUAUUAAUUGAAAAUAUUAAAUGUAAAUAUAAAAAUGAAUUAGAACUUCUAAAAAGGCAAUGUGAUAAAUUAGAACAAGAAAAGCAAAAAGGUAUAGAAACAGAAAAACAUGUAACACUGCGAGUAAAUGAAUUAGAGUCAUAUAUAGGAGAACUUAAAAUAGAUUUGGAAAAACAAAAAAACUUACAUUGUGAGUUAAAUACUAUCAAGGAACGUAUGAUCAAAGAAUUAAAAUCAUUUAAAUUGAAUUCUUUAGAUUUUUUAAAUAAAACUGCAGACGAAAUUUUCAUCAUUUUUUUGCAAACGAUCAUGUUGAAAGAAGAAGAAGUAAUUAAAGAAAUAAGAGAAUUACUCGAAAAAGAUAAACUAAAAUUAGAGGAUGAAAAGCGGCAAAGUGCAGAUGCUGAAAAGCGCGCAGUGUUGUGGGCUAAAGAAUUGGAAAUAGAAAAUGAAAAAUUACACAUUGAUUUAACAAAAACGGAGUGUUUAUGUAUAAAAAAGCAAGAUGAAAUUAACCAAUUAAAACACCUUAUAAAAGAAAGUAAUCAUGAAAAGGAGAUACUUAAAGAAAAAAUGGAAGUGCUAGAAACUGAUUUCAAUAAUUUACAAAGCGAAUUUGACAAACAAUGCAAAGUAGAUAUUCAACAGAAAGGACAAGCAUCUAUUGUUGCACAAAAACGAGAAAAACAAGUACAAGAAGCUCUUAAAUACAAAGAAAUUGAACUUCAGUCUAAUAUGAAAUCUGAAAAGGAACGGUAUGAAAAGAAAAUAAAAGAGUUAGUUUGCACUAUAGAAAUCCAUAAAACAAAAAACCUAGAAUUGAAAAACAAUAUUGAAGGGCUUGAAGCCAAUGAAAAACAGUUGAAAAAUAUUAUAGAAGCAAAUUCCUCAGAACUGAAAGUAACCAAUCAAACUAUUUAUAAAAUGGCACUUGAGUUUGAACAUCUCACAGAAGCUUAUAAUGAAUUAAACCACGAUGUAAAAGAAAAAGCGUCUCGAAUUGAAAACAUCACAGCACUUUUGAAAAACAAAUGUGACAUGCUAUCCGAAUAUAAAACUAAAUUCGAAACUAUUAUACCAGAUUAUGAAAUACUACAAAAUCAAAUUAAAGAAAGAAAAGAAAGCAUAGAACGAUAUAAAGAAGAAAUAGAAAGAUUGAAAAUGGAAAAGGAAAAACAAAUUGAAGAAAUCAAAGAUAAAUUAAAUUCAGAAGAAAUAAAAAAUACCGGAUUAAAUAAACAAUUAAACGAAUUAAAUAGCAAAAAUAUUGCUUUGAUAGAAGAAUUAGAUAACUUAAAAGAAGUACGUGAACAAUUGCAACAAGUAAAUGCGAAAUUGGAAAGAAAAAUUAGAAAUAGUACAAGUAAAAUAAAAGCUGAAGCAGACAUGGAAGAAUUAAAAGAUGUAAAUAAAAGGUUGCAAAAUAACUUGGAAGGUGCAAGUAACCGUAUAAUUGAACUGCAGGAAAGCAAAAAUAAAACUUUCAAAGAAUUAGUUAAUUUAAAAAAUCAAUAUGAAUUACUGACCCAAGAAAACGCUGAACUAAAGAAAACUUUAUUAUUACACAAAUCCAGAGAAAAUACUUUAUAUUUAUUUGCAGAAGAUAGUAAAUAUGAUACACUUCUUCAAGAAAAGAAUAAAAUUGCACUACAAUUAGAAGAUAAAAAAUUAUUAUUGUCGCGAAAAGAUAAAGAGAUUGUAGCAUAUGUAAGUCAAAUCAAUGAUUUGAUUAUUAAAAAAAAAGAACUUGAUAAUCAAUUAAAAGAUAAAAUGUACAUUCAGCAAGCUGAAAAUAAAUUGGUUAAUGAAUUAACGAAAAAGUUAACAACUUUAGAAGAAGAAAAUAAAGAAAUGAAAGAUCAACUUAAAACGUUUAAAACAGUGACACAAACUAACAUAAAACAGGUAGGAGAUACAAAGUUAGACAAUGAAAAAUUUAUUGAUACUCUGAAAAAAAGGAAUUCGGAAUUACAAAUUAAAUUUAAUGAGUAUCAAACUGAAUUGGAACUAAAAAGCAGCAGUGGCGAUUCAAGAUCUACUAGUCCAGCUUUUGAAAACAACAGAAGAAGACAUAGUAGGAAUGAGAUAUUUAAUCAAAGAAGACAAUUGGAAGAUGUAAUAAUUGAUACAGAUCCCAAUGAAGAUAGACAAACAUGUCAAGUAUUAAGAAAAAAAAUUCAUGAGUUAGAAUUGCAACUAGUAACAAAACAUGGACAAAUUUCAGCAUUAGAAAUCCAAAUCCAGAGUGAAAAUUUUCCUUAUCUACAAAAAUGUAAGGAAUUGCAGGAACUUCUGCUCACAUCUCGCAAAAAGAAUGCUGAACUUAGUUCUGAGAUAAGAAAACUUCAAAGGACUCUAAACGACAUUAACGCGUGGGAAUGUGACAUAUGUAGACGAUGGCGAAUUAAUAGAAGAGAACAAGCAUGUCAAACAUUUAAUAAUGCGCAACAACUUUUUACGAUAAAUAACGAAAUAAUUAAGGAUGAUACAAAAAUAACGAAAUUGGAAAAAGAGAAAGCAAUAAUAAAAGAUGUAUGUCGUGCACGAUGCCGACAAAUAAGAGAAUUGGAGGAUAAAGUAAGAGAAUUAGAAGAAGCACAGACAUCACAUUUAAAGUGCAUUGAAUUUUUGAAAGAAAGAUCUAAUCAACAACAUACUUCCAUGAGCAAUGAAAGAAAAAGUUUCAGCCAAUGUGUUAAAGCUUGCAAAGUCUUCAAGUUAUAGAAGAAGCAUAUGGAACUCUAAUUAAUAAAAAUAUCUUCCAAAAAUUAUAGCCUAUAAUAUCGUUAAAAAUAUAUGUAGGAAGGCUAUCACUAUUCAAGUAUUACAUUCAUUCCUACUUUGUUAAGUUAAUGUAAAUAGUAACAAUAUUAAAGUAUCUGCAUUUCUAAGAUAUUA